This is a messenger RNA of Ogataea parapolymorpha DL-1, 828 nucleotides long. RefSeq lists its product as uncharacterized. Gene Ontology annotation, cellular component: nucleus. NCBI's taxonomy places the organism in Eukaryota, Fungi, Ascomycota, Pichiomycetes, Pichiales, Pichiaceae. The transcript has a single exon. Gene Ontology annotation, molecular function: DNA-binding transcription factor activity; sequence-specific DNA binding. Bases 1 to 828 code for a protein of 275 amino acids. The record is from RefSeq and is a predicted model, not a curated record. Gene Ontology annotation, biological process: positive regulation of transcription by RNA polymerase II.
AUGCCUCUUCCUUACAGAAAUUACCCUUCCUCGUCGUACCCGCUGUACGGUGCGUAUCCACGACCGGGGUCUACGUCCACCAGUCUGCCGCCUCCGCCAAGCACGGGAGUUAAUCCGUCAUCGAAGCCUAACGUGACUUCCGGCGCGUCUUCUCACUCCAGGAACAGUUCUGUGAACUAUCCGCCGGUGAGUCCCUCUGUGGGCCAGAUCCAGCCUCCGGGCAUUCGUCCGAAAAUCACAACCACCAUGUGGGAAGACGAGAAAACCUUGUGCUACCAGGUUGAAGCCAACGGUGUCAGUGUUGUCCGCAGGGCUGAUAACAGCAUGAUAAACGGCACCAAACUGCUGAACGUCGCCAAGAUGACGAGAGGACGGAGAGACGGAAUUCUCAAGUCGGAAAAGACCAGACACGUCGUCAAGAUCGGUUCGAUGCAUCUGAAAGGUGUGUGGAUCCCAUUCGACAGAGCCCUGGCCAUGGCCGAAAGAGAAGGAAUUAUUGAUUUGCUCUAUCCGUUGUUUGUCAAGGACAUAGAGAAAGUGAUCCAACAGGGCACGCCAACCAGCCAGGUCGGACAACUGUCGCUGUCGUCCAAGCCAUCGGUUUCUUCGGGACCAACAGCGUCCUCUGCCACUUCUGGGCUUUCCGCUAACCAGUCUGGCUACUCAUACGCAACCGCCUCCCAACAACCAGGAUCCAACUACUACUACAAUGGCUACUACGGCCAGCAACAGCCGCAAUCAUCAUCCGUCGCCGCUCCGCAGUCCCAAUAUCAAACAGGGUACCAAUAUCCUGGGGCACCUUCAGGCCAAGGGUCUGAUGAAAAAUAA